AUGGCAUUUUUUUACAGUGGAUAUCACAAACCAAAUAGUAAACACAUAAAAAAUAAGAGGGCGAAAAUAAUAUACGUUUUAGGUCUGUUCAUGUUACCAACUAUUGUAACAUAUGUAGGAAGUAAUUACUACAUUUUGAAUUUUUUCAUUAACACUUUUAAACCUAUUGAAGUACCAAGAGAGGUAGAUUUUCGGAUUAUUAAAAAAAUAUACCAUGAUAAGAAACCCACAUCAAAGAGUUCCGAUUAUGAUGAAAAUACAAAUGUGUAA
This is a messenger RNA of Plasmodium gonderi, 270 nucleotides long. RefSeq lists its product as hypothetical. The coding region runs from base 1 to 270 and encodes 89 amino acids. The transcript has a single exon. The record is from RefSeq and is a predicted model, not a curated record. Lineage: Eukaryota; Apicomplexa; Aconoidasida; Haemosporida; Plasmodiidae.